This is a messenger RNA of Phytophthora infestans T30-4, 576 nucleotides long. RefSeq names its product HSF-type DNA-binding protein, putative. The record is from RefSeq and is a predicted model, not a curated record. The transcript has 2 exons. The coding region runs from base 1 to 576 and encodes 191 amino acids. NCBI's taxonomy places the organism in Eukaryota, Oomycota, Peronosporomycetes, Peronosporales, Peronosporaceae. Gene Ontology annotation, biological process: regulation of DNA-templated transcription. Gene Ontology annotation, molecular function: sequence-specific DNA binding; DNA-binding transcription factor activity.
AUGCCACCCUCGCACCUUUGGGAGCAGGACCCCGCGGACGGCACACCCGUGAAGGAGGUGGCGCCGUUCCUCAAGAGCUUGCGCAUCAUGCUAGACAACGAGAGCUCACGCAUCUUACGUUGGACACCCGAUGGUCACGCGUUCGAGAUUCACGACAUGGCCGCCAUGACCGACUACGUGCUACCCAAGUAUUUUAAGCACCGCAAGUACGCUAGCUUUCAGCGGCAGCUAAAUUACUUUCACUUCCGCAAGUGGACCAAGUCGCGUGCCGUCGUGUGCACAUUUUCCAACCAGUUCUUCCAACGCGACCUACCAGCCUUGACGUGGCGCAUCACACGCAAGCGCUCGCUGUCGCCGGCUAAGAGUACCGAUAGCGCAGAUACACCGCAAAAGCAGCAGGAGACGCGCGCACUGUCCACUCCAGAUAUGCAGUUCGAUAAACAGAUCGAUCCCAUGGACGCAUCGUUGGCCUGGAUCGACGUACUAUACCCGGAGCUGGACCUGGAUCUGCUCGAGGACAACGACUCGACCGCCACGGACUGUUUCAACUCCCCUUCGAAGCUGCUCUCGCUCUAA